UUCCCUCCUAAUAUUUCACUUCUCUUUCCUUUUUUUUUUUUUUCAUCUCUCUCUCUCUCUCUCUCUCUCUUUCUUAUUAUCAAUACCACUGCUCCUUCCAUCACCACCAAAUCCAAAUUCACCACCUCUAAUAUCUUGAAAAGAUCCAUCUAGGUUUAGUGGGUCUUCCUCAUAUUCAUCUUGUACCACAACUAAAAUAGUCUAGAUCCAUCUUCGUGCCAUAGUGCUAGCUAGGACUUAUUUCAUUAUUGACACAGCACACACAUACACAACUAGUAGUACCUACUACUACUAGUACUACUACUUCUGCCCACUUUAUUUGGAGAGAUAUCAAGGUGGUGUUGGUGGUGGAACAGAUUUUGUAAGAGAAAAUUUUGAGGAAUUAAAGUGUCCAAAUUUUAAAGAUGACUCCAGCUAAUUUGGCAGGGCAGUUUGGUGAUACAACUUAUACCAAGGUAUUUGUUGGAGGCUUGGCUUGGGAAACCCAGAAGGAGACCAUGAAGAAAUACUUUGAACAGUUUGGUGAGAUCUUGGAGGCUGUUGUCAUCACUGACAAAGCCACUGGAAGAUCCAAAGGCUACGGAUUUGUAACUUUUCGAGAACCCGAAGCUGCCAUGAGAGCUUGUGUUGAUGCUGCUCCAGUGAUAGAUGGUAGGAGAGCUAACUGCAAUCUUGCUUCUUUGGGUGUUCAAAGAUCCAAACCUUCAACACCAAAGAAUGAAAUGAAAUGGAGUGCAGGAGGAGGAGGUGGAGGAGGAGGAGGAGGCAGGAACUUUAGGGUAAUGGGGUCAUUUCAGACAGGGUUUGGCGGGGCAGUGGGAACAGCUUUUCCUUCAGCAGCAACCUUCCCUCAUUAUGCUAUCCAACAAGGGAUUCCUUACAAUCUUUAUGGGUACUCUCCAUACUCGCCAGACUACACUUACCCUACGAGCUACUACAGCGUGUAUGGUGGAACAACCGCCCAAUAUCCCAUGUAUGGAACGGGGCCAGCUGGGGGGAUGAUUACUGGUGCGGCGGCAGCAGCUGCAGCAUUCUACCCAUAUCUCCAGUUCGGAGAAGGGAGCGGUGGAGCAGCUGCCACUGGCUAUACUUCUGGACAGACCGGUUAUGGUGUCAAUUACCCACACCACCUCUUUCAGUAUUCAGCCCUCAACUCAGCAACUGGGGGGUACCCACAGCAUUAUGGUGCAUCCAUGUCUCUUGCACCUACACCUGCCUUGCAAUCAGGCGUGACCAUGGCUCUUCAUGCACCAAUUCCUCAUCGCUAGAGAUUCAUGUCGAACUACCUAGCUACAUCAAAAUUCUCAGCUGUUUCUUGAAGUCUCAAAAACCUUUGGCCUAACCAUGGUUCUCUCUCUCUCUCUCUCUCACACACUCUCUGUGUCUAACUCAAGCCCAUUCAUGUCAAUUGGGCUUUUGCACACAUACAAGGCCCCCCAUAGGGGCUAAAUAUCACCUCCAGAAUUGGAGAGUCAUGCAUUUUUCCCCUUUGCAUCUUUUUGAAAGAAAGGGUUCCUGGAAGAGAACCGAAGCAUAUGUGUAAGUAAACCAACUAAAGCUAUUGGAAUUAGCUAAGUUGGAAAUAGUUUUUCAAUCCUUGGCCCUUGAAAGGCCGAGUAAAGCAACCAACUUUUUAACUUUAGCCCAAGAAAGGCUAAACAAAAGCACAUGGUUUGCGGAAAAAAAAAAUUUGUAAAUUCAACAACAGAAAUAGCGAGCUCCUCACUUUGAAAAUCAAGUUUUGGAAUGGCUAAUCCCUCCCAACUUCAGCUAAUCACCUCUAGAUGAAGAGGCAGUUUUAGCAAAAUCAUCAUGGGGCAUAAUGGUGUGCCCCAACUUUUUUGUUGGUAGUUAACAUCUAGUCUUAGGAUUUUAGAGCUAGGACCAGUCAUGUCUUUAUAAAAAAUGCUUUUUACCAACUUCAUUUCAACUUUCACAUUAUGUUUUUAACCAACCAUCUUCCCUUAGGGUAAGGGGAGGCAAUCACUAACUCUUGUUUAUUACUUUGUAAAUUCAUUGUGGCUAAACAUGGGAGUUUAGCCCCAUUUUACUAAAAUUUAGGAGGGAUAGUGUUUUUAUAUUUUUCUCUUGCAUUUAGCUUUUAAUAUAGUUCAUCAUCAAUUUGAGUACUCCAUCAAUGGAUGUGGAGCUCAAAGCAUGUGCAUGUAACCCUGGGAGAUAUUUUGGUUCCCUUGGGUUCUUCUUCACUGACACACCAACCAUGGUUAGGACUUAGGUCAACCUUGUCACCCUCUCUCUUCUCUCUGCUCUCUCUCUCUCUCUUUCUCCCAUCAUUUUCACCGCCACCGGCCACCACCAGCAUCAUUAUCAUCAUAUCUCUCUCUCUCUCUCUCUCCAACUCUUACUUGGAGAUGGAACUUGAUACUCUUAAAUAUUAUGUAUAAGCCCUAUGGAUUGGAUUGUAAUUAGGGAUGCUCUUAGGACAACUAAGAUUCAUUCUCUAUCCAUGCUGGUUGAGAAUGGAUAAGAUACUUAAUUCUACUAUGUUUUUAAUUUGAGACUGCUAUGCUUACUCCUGCGAAUGUUUAAUUUGUCCAUGAUAAGCAAAGUUAAAUGCUUCCAAAAGUUCAGAAA
Quercus robur (English oak) is the source of this 2595-nucleotide messenger RNA. RefSeq lists its product as uncharacterized. The transcript has 6 exons. Lineage: Eukaryota; Viridiplantae; Streptophyta; Magnoliopsida; Fagales; Fagaceae. The coding region runs from base 405 to 1268 and encodes 287 amino acids. Gene Ontology annotation, molecular function: RNA binding. The record is from RefSeq and is a predicted model, not a curated record.